Bactrocera neohumeralis is the source of this 3785-nucleotide messenger RNA. RefSeq names its product cytotoxic granule associated RNA binding protein TIA1. Gene Ontology annotation, molecular function: RNA binding. Lineage: Eukaryota; Metazoa; Arthropoda; Insecta; Diptera; Tephritidae. Bases 2233 to 3540 code for a protein of 435 amino acids. The record is from RefSeq and is a predicted model, not a curated record. The transcript has 9 exons.
CAGCUUGACUGGCUGCUGCCACGGACUGUUGGCCGCUGUGUGUUGGGACCGUGUGUGUUUGGACUUGGCUACGACGAUUUUGCAAUUUUGGCCAAUACGUUGCGUUUCAGUAAGAAAAGCGUCGCCUAACGGUUUAGUACGUACGCUUUGCGUUUUAAGUUGGGGUAAUUUUGCGGUUUGUUCGUGCGUUCGUAGUUUUAUCACACGAUAUCAAAGGAAAUAUAAAUAAUGCAUUGUAAUUGAAAAUCGCCAGCAAACGAAAAAAAAACAAAAAAGAAAAUAUACAUACAUACUCAUAAAUAAACAAAAGAAGGCGUAAUAAUGAAUGGCAUGAUGACAGCGCGUAAAAGUAACACUUGACUGAAGUUUCAGAAUACACGCUGCAUUGAAAGCGAGCGCAACAGACAAAUUAAAAAUUAAAAGCCAGUAAGUUUCAUAAAAGCCGCCAUAACAACUGCAGCGGCUGACCGGCAAAGCGGCAGCACUUGCGGUGUGAAAAAGCGCCAGAAACAACGCGAACGCUCCGGCAUUUCACAUUAACACGCGCCGAGUGCUGACAGUGAUUAGUGACAGCUGAUGGUGAUGACGUGGUGUUACGAUUUGUAGCACAGGGAAAAAAAUACUUGAAAGUGUACGCGGCGCGUUUACAGUUAAGAGACGGUUUUUUGUAUUUUCAAAGAAAAAUAAUAAAAAGAAAAAGAAAAUUUCAAAAAGCAGUGUUGAGAAAAAUUUCAUUUCCAUAUAUAACCACGGUAAACUUAUAUAAUUUAAUAUAAAUAAAAGCGAGCAGAGCGUAUAUAAAUAUUUGUUGCAUUUGGUGGAGGCGGUGCGUAUACGUAACAUUGCGAACUACAGCUUCCUUCCGGUUGAAUGACCAUAUAAAACGCGGCAAUGUUGUUGCCCUCGUUAUAUAUAUAUGUGUAGAAAAGUAACAGUUGUGAGUGUAUACACAGUGCUUGUGCGAGAAAGUGAGUGAGAAACCUAAGCGAAUAAGCGAAAAGCGUAGGAAGGCAGAUGCAGUGUUAGCUAAGGCAACAAGCAACCUAGAAAAUACGGCGGAAAAGCUAGCAGACACACACACACACAAACUAAGUACAUAGUGGUCUACACAUUUGAAGUAUAUACACGUGGGUAUGUACAUGUGUGCCAUAAAAGUCAAGCUAACGAGUGCAAGUAGGAACGAAUAACUGUAUGCGCCACGCUCGUUGCAAGUCAAGAUACAUGCCACAGCCAGUGCCAGGCAGCAAUUGAAAACCGAAAGAAAAGUGAAAAUUCUAUUGUAUGCGAAUGUAAAACGGGUCGAGAAAGAAUCGCAAACGACACACACGCACACAUACACACAGACAGAAAAAUAUUGGUAAAAUUGUCAUUAUAAAUCUAACGUCGCAGACGCUCGGCAAACGAAAAUUCAGACAAAAAAACAAUAGAAAAGCAAUAAGUGUAAGAAAGUGAGGUGUUGGUGCGACAGUUGGAGCAGCGGCGGCAGCAGACGACAGCAGAUUUUACGCUCAAAGUGCUAUAAAUUAACGUACGACGACCUUAAACGAAGUUCAGACAGCCAAAAGCAAAGGACAGCAGCCGUAGACGCCCACAACUAAGCCGGUUGCAAGCGCUGCAGUGACGGUGUGUGUGUGCAGAAGAAGUAGCAGCAGCAUUUUAGCAACAGAUUUACCUUGCAAGCUGGUGUUGCGCCAGCGACGGAGCCGCCGACGCCGUUUGUUGACACUCUCACCAAAGAUAAAUCAAUAAGUGGAAAAGUACAAGUGCAACCACAUAUACCCACACACACACGCAUACAUAUAAAGAUUAUACACUCUUGGUGCACAUAUUAAAAUCACAAACUCACACAGACACACAUGCAACGGGCGAGUGGUGUGCCCGUGCAGCAGUAUUUAGUGCAAAAGUAGCAGCAGCCGCAAAAUAUUUGAAUUGCUUCGGAAACCAAACGUCCAGGCGCGCCAAAACCAGUCGGCCACUCAGCCACUCAGCAAGCCAGCCAGCCAGUCAGUGGCCUUCAACACCGCACCGCACCGCACCACAUCAACUAAGCAGCAACGUCCACUUUUGUUUUUAAUAGUGUCAAACAAACGGGCGCCCAGUUGUCGCCAAGCGAACGAACGACUACUAACCCAGCUAGCUAAGUAGUUGACGCUGCCAGAGUACAGCAGCAACGGCAAUAGCAGUUGUUUUAAAAGUUUUCGAGUAGCAACCGGCAAAAUUCAUUCGCAAAUUAUGCUGGCCAUGUCAACACUGAUGAUGCCAGCUCCCACCAUAGCGAUGGGGGCGCCGCCGCCGAUUACAAUGGGACCACAUAAGCCACCGGAAACGAAACUGCUCGCCAUACAUCCGGCAGCUGUUGCGGCAAAUGGAGCUGGUGGCGUCGGCCAGCAGUCGCAUUUACAGCAUAACGGUCAGCAUCCGCAGUCACAACAGCAACAGCUGCCACCGAAUCAGCAGCAACAGCAAUCCCAGCAGACGCAGCAACAGCAACAAAUCUCAGCCGGCAAUAAUAAUAGCAACAAGCCAGAGCAAUUUCACAUUUUCGUUGGUGAUUUAAGUGCAGAAAUCGAAACGCAACAAUUGAAAGAUGCGUUCACGCCCUUUGGAGAAAUAUCAGACUGCAGAGUGGUGCGCGAUCCACAAACGCUAAAAUCGAAAGGAUACGGUUUUGUGUCGUUUGUGAAGAAAUCGGAAGCGGAAAAUGCCAUUACCGCCAUGAAUGGUCAGUGGUUGGGCUCUCGGUCGAUACGCACGAAUUGGGCCACAAGAAAACCGCCGGCGACAAAAUUGGAUGUUAAUGCCAAACCUUUAACCUUCGAUGAGGUGUACAACCAAAGCAGCCCCACUAAUUGCACCGUCUAUUGUGGUGGCAUCAAUGGCGCAUUGUCCGGCUUUCUAAACGAGGAUAUUUUGCAGAAAACUUUCUCUCCCUAUGGCACAAUUCAGGAGAUAAGGGUGUUCAAGGACAAAGGAUAUGCAUUUGUGCGUUUCUCCACCAAAGAGGCCGCCACCCAUGCCAUCGUCGGCGUACACAAUACCGAAAUCAAUCAACAGCCAGUAAAGUGUGCGUGGGGCAAAGAGAGCGGCGACCCCAAUCACAUGUCGGCCAUCGCCGGGCAAGCACUAAGCCCCGGCUUCCCAUUCGGCACAGCAGCAGCGGCGGCAGCGGCAGCCGCAUAUGGGCAACAAGUGGCCGGCUAUUGGUAUCCACCAGCACCGACAUAUCCCACAGCUGCGCCCACGCCCGCCAACGCCCUACAACCGGGACAAUUUUUGCAAGGCAUGCAAGGAUUUACAACCUACGGUCAGUUUGCUGGCUACCAACAAGGAUAUAUGGGCAUGGGCGUGCAGAUUCCCGGCACCUGGCAAAGUGUGCCACCACAAGCGCCGUUAGCGGGCGCCACCGCUCCACAAAUUGCACAAAGCGUCGGCAGCGGUCUGCCACAAGCCACCGGCGUUGUCGCCUAUCCCAUGCAACAGUUUCAGGUUAGUCCACAGCUUGCUGAAGACGAAUGGCUAGCACCGAGCCUGCUAGUGUAGCUGCCAUGAUGGCCCGCAUUUGCAACAACAAAUGGAGCAACAAAUGCUGCUACCGCUGCAGCAACCACAACAACAUUAUGUGCCUGCACCAAAGUCACUGUAGCACCGCCCAUACAGGCGCCGCUGCCAACAGCUAUUGCACCGAUAGCGGCAACCGCGACAACAACAACAAAUGCUGCGGGUACCGCUAUAUUGGCGGUGCAACCGCAAAAUGCAGUGCAACAACAACACCUAGCGCAUUAUCA